This is a messenger RNA of Cherax quadricarinatus, 2833 nucleotides long. The record is from RefSeq and is a predicted model, not a curated record. Lineage: Eukaryota; Metazoa; Arthropoda; Malacostraca; Decapoda; Parastacidae.
AUGUCUUCAGCAGUGUUCAGCAGUGUGUUCAGUAGUGUGUUCAGCAGUGUGUUCUGCAAUGUCUUCAGCAGUGUUCAGCAGUGUGUCCGCAGUGUGUUCAACAGGGUGUUCCGCAAUGUCUUCAGCAGUGUUCAGGAAAACGGCAAAACCCCCGCCCUGGCGGUCUGUGGGGUGUACCAUGUGUUUGUCCACGCCAAGCUCAGACCUAGGGAGCUCUUCACCGUCCUCACAGAGCGCCGGCACCGUGGGGUGAUGGAAGGUCUUCUGGCCCUCGGGGCUGCCCUCAUCGUUCUUCUCUCCUGCCGCCUUGCCGUUAUGGGUUCCCAGCCGCCGGAGUUCGCUCCCGCCGACAACCCGGCGGCGGACUGCGAGUCUCCUGGGGUGCGGGCGCUGACGUUCUUCUUUCUGCCGGCGUUCAACACGUGGUUGCUGCUGUGCCCCUACACGUUGUCCUUCGAUUGGUCCAUGGAGGCCAUCCCGCUGGUGGCGUCCCUGGCGGACCCCAGGAACCUGGCCUCCCUGGCUCUCUACGCCUCCUUGGGCCUGCUGGCGCUGGUCUCGCUGCUGGCUCUGCGGCGGAGGCGUCUCGGCGAGGACGCCGGCGGCAGCGAGACGGCCACAUCAGGAGACGUGACGAUCAUGGGCCUUGCCCUCAUCCUCCUCCCGUUCCUCCCGGCCACUAACCUCUUCUUCUACGUGGGUUUCGUGGUGGCCGAGCGCAUUCUCUACAUUCCUUCGAUGGGCGUGUGUCUGUUGGUGGCGUGGGGGGCACACCUGCUGCACGCGCGAGCGCGCACCGCCCGUGCUCGCCGGCUCCUGAAGGUGGCGCUGGUGGUGCUCUUCCUGCUAUUCUCGGCCCGGACGUGGACUAGGAACCACGACUGGGCCACCGAGGAGAACCUCUACCGCUCAGGAAUCGCCAUCAAUCCUCCCAAAGCAUAUGGCAACUUGGCCAACAUCCUGAGUUCUCAAGGCAAAAAAGAGGAGGCGGAGUGGGCGUAUAAGAAGGCCCUGUCGUAUCGUUCCAACAUGGCCGACGUCCACUACAACCUAGGUAUACUAUUUCAAGAGCAGAAGAGAUAUGAGGAGGCGUUACAGGAGUAUAAAUUGGCGAUACAGUUCCGGCCCAGGAUGGCAAUGGCGCACCUCAACAUGGGUCUGGUGCUAGGUCUAAUGGGACAGAGGGCCGAGGCUGCCGAGGUCUACCGUCACUGCUCGCAGCUAGACGGCUCAGGACUCAAGGAUCCUCGAACUCACGAGUCCACGAAGAUCUCGGCGCUCUUCAACCUGGGUCGCCUCUACGCUGACGAUGGCCACUUCGAGAGAGCCAUCAGCGUCUAUCAGGAAGCCGUCGAGAGGAUGCCCUCUCACUACCAGCCUCAGAGUCUAUACAAUAUGCUGGGAGAGGCGUUCUUCAAGCUUGAGAACUUGGAGGAAGCUGAGCGGUGGUACCUGCAGGCGCUGAGGGUAAAGUCAGACCACGUGCCUGCCCACCUCACCUACGGGAAGCUCCUGGCGAAGAUGCAGCGUCUGGGGGAAGCUGAAGAGUGGUUCCAGCGAGCUAAAUCCCUCGCCCCCAACGACUCCACUGUACAUCAACACUUCGGUCAGUUCCUGUCGGAGGUGGAGCGUCACGAGGACGCUGCCGACCACUACGUGAAGGCGGCGCAGCUGGCGCCCUCUGAAUACGAAAUCAUCUUCAACGCAGCCAAUACCCUCCGUCAGGCUGGGAGAAACAAGCAGGCGGAAGAGUACUACCGCCUCGCCGUCAACCUCAGACCUCAGGAGGCCACCUCACAUAUGAACUUGGGGGCGAUGCUGCACGUCAACGGCAAGUUACUGGAGGCAGAGUCCAGCUACCUGGAGGCACUGCGGCUCAAACCUGACGAUUCCAUCACCAGGACCAACCUACAGAAGCUCAGACACUUGCUGGCCAAGAAGGGCAUCAGUCCCUCAAGAUAACCCGCAGCCCUCAACCUCACUCUAAAAACCUGCGAGAAAUUGGGGGGGUCAAUCCCAGGGGUGUAUCCCAGGGGAUCUUCCUUGAAUGUGUCCCAUGGGGGUUGCCUAGAGAUUUACCUGUGCCUCAGGUGUCCUGCUUUGCCUUCCCUUACAGGGAAGGCGACUCCUUUCAUCUCUUUCAGCCCCCCUAGUAAGUGCCUGCAACAACCGUUCGUGUGAGGAAGCCGGAGGCUCACCAAAACAAAAUGCUCAAGUUCUUCCGCGUCCUCGAGCUGUCAUCCAGGGCGUGGCGGCCACACAACCACCCAGUGAGAAGAUAGUUGUAAAUGGUAUGAUAAUGCCGACAAGCUGUGGGAGAGGACACUUGUGUACAGUACAACACAUUAAAGGAAACGUUUUGCCACGAAUGGCUUCAUUAGGAUUGAUGAAGUCACUCGCGGCUAAACGUUUCCUCUAAUACAUGUCCUGAGCUGUACACUAGAGUCCUUUUCCACAGUGAGAAGAUAGCAGUUAUGAGCCCGGGCCGGCGGCUCUCCCAGGGUCGUUCUCGUUAUAACCAGAAUAAACCAUCGUUGAGACGCUAACUCUGGAUCAUAACAGCUGAUCUAGUCACAGCUUAGACGAAUGGAAGUGAUUCCCAGGUUCAUGACAUAAAUGUCAAGCAGACGAAAAGAGGCGCUCGACUGUUCUGAUGUGCCAAGUACAUAGCAGGUGCCUGGACGACUCUGUGACAGCUCUCGUUUUUCAUUAUGGCGCCGCUUAUUCGUCAGGUUAGCUGGAGUGCCUUUCCUACACCGUGCCUUAGUCUCCGUUAGUAUCUACAUAUUGGAGUCUGGAUAGUGGAUAAGAGUUUUUGAAUUAUUUUUACGAG